AUGAGCUACAUCUACAACCUGAGCCUCUGCCUGGGGGUGUUUCCCUCUCUGUGGAAGACCUCCUGUGUGGUACAGGUUCCCAAAAUGCCACACGCCAAGGAAACAGCCCACUUUAGACCAGUAACCCUGGCCUCCCAUCUGAUGAAGACCAUGAAGAGCCUCAUCCUUGCCCACCUGCGCAUCUCGGAGACUUCCAGAAGGCACUUUCAGAGAGUCUCUAUAAUAACCUCUUUGAUGGUGCUAACUAUUGUCUUGGUGAUUCUGUCUUAUUCUUCUGAAGAUGUCUCUGACUCAGACUCCACCAUUCUUCAAGUUGAUGUCAGAAACUAUCAAAUUCAAUUAAAGUCCUUAGGCAGAACUUUCCCACAUGUUGACCGUUUUCCAAAAUGUGUAAUAAACACAUCGGCUGAACAGGUCAAGGACUUCCACUCAUUUCCUCCAAUUUCUAAAGACAUUCUCUAUUACCACCACUGUCGGCAUUUUCCAAUGAUACUCGACAUCCCUAACAAAUGCGGUGGAGCUUAUGGAUCAUCUGAUAUUUUCCUUUUACUGGUCAUUAAAAGUCCUGCUGUCAACUAUGACAGGAGAGAGGUGUUGCGCAAGACCUGGGCCGAGGAGAGAUUGUCUAAUGGAGUGUGGAUCCGAAGAAUCUUUAUCUCAGGAACAAUGGGUACCGGAUAUGAAAAGGAGAGACUGAACAAGCUUCUUCAGCUGGAGCAAAGGAAGUACAAUGACAUUCUCCAGUGGGAUUUCAAAGACACGUUUUCCAACCUCACGUUAAAGCAGAUACUGUUUUUGGAGUGGUUCGAGAAAAACUGCCCAAACACCCAGUUUCUAUUUAAUGGUGAUGAUGAUGUCUUUGCCAACACAGACAACAUGGUAGUGUAUCUCCAACACUUUAAACGUAAUGGUGGAAGGAGGCACCUUUUUGCUGGCAAUGUCAUGCCCUAUAUGGAUCCCAUUCGCCAUCCACAGAGUAGAUAUUUUGUUCCAGAAGAGCUCUAUAGGCCAAAUAUAUAUCCUGAUUACUGUAGUGGUGGUGGCUACCUUCUGUCUGGCUACACAGCUUUAAUCAUAUACAACAUGUCACACUCCAUCCCCCUUAUUCCUAUUGACGAUGCUUACAUGGGGAUGUGCUUAGCUGAGGCAGGGCUACGUCCAGAGCAUCAUAUUGGGGUGAGACCAUUUGGACUAAAUGUUAAAGGAAAAAAUGUUGAUGAGCUUAACCCUUGCUUCUAUAAAGAAAUGCUUGUUGUUCACAGCAUGCUUUCAGGCAACAUGUAUACCAUGUGGCACAGAAUUCAAGAUCCUGAUCUUAAGUGCGCCCCCUCCAAUCCCAAAAUGUAA
Messenger RNA from Cyprinodon tularosa, 1347 nucleotides. Its product is annotated as N-acetyllactosaminide beta-1,3-N-acetylglucosaminyltransferase 3-like. Lineage: Eukaryota; Metazoa; Chordata; Actinopteri; Cyprinodontiformes; Cyprinodontidae. Gene Ontology annotation, molecular function: hexosyltransferase activity. The record is from RefSeq and is a predicted model, not a curated record. The transcript has 3 exons. Gene Ontology annotation, cellular component: membrane. The coding region runs from base 1 to 1347 and encodes 448 amino acids.